This is a messenger RNA of Macrosteles quadrilineatus (aster leafhopper), 3125 nucleotides long. RefSeq names its product lamin Dm0-like. The transcript has 10 exons. The record is from RefSeq and is a predicted model, not a curated record. Lineage: Eukaryota; Metazoa; Arthropoda; Insecta; Hemiptera; Cicadellidae. The coding region runs from base 132 to 1931 and encodes 599 amino acids.
UGGUUUGGUUUGGUUUUUGAUGAGGUGACGCUUCUGGUGGGUGUGUGUCGUGUCUCUGUGCUAGUGUGUUUGGUUAACAAAUUUUACGUGAUUAUCGUGACUUUUAGUUUGUUGUUUUAUAAACUUGCAACAUGUCGUCUAGAUCUAGUGUUAAAAGAACGACUGUCUCCAGUCAAAGUGUUACUUCUUCAGCCGGAAGUUCUACAUCUUCCCAAAGAUCAUCGAGUCCCCUGAGCCCUACCCGGUUUAGCCGGCUACAAGAAAAGAACGAAUUGUGCAACUUGAAUGAUCGAUUAGCAAAUUACAUUGACAAAGUAAGGCACUUGGAAAAUGAAAAUAAUCGACUUACAAGGGAAGUUCGCACUCAUGAGGAGACCAAGACCCGCGAGAUCACAAGUGUUAAAAGUAUGUACGAAGGUGAGCUGUCAGACGCCAGAAAACUACUUGAUGAACUAUCAAGGGAGAAGGCUAAACUGGAAUUGGAUAUUCGAAGGCUCUAUACUGAAAAUGAAGAUUUGAAGUCCAAGUUGGACAAGAAGACACAAGAUCUGUUGUUGGCCGAGUCCAACAUUUCCAGCUUGGAGGCGAGAGUGGCUGAUCUGCAGAAGGGAUACAACCAGGCUCAGUCUGAUCGUAAAAAGUUUGCUGACGAAAAUAAGAAACUGACCAAGGAGAAUCAGUCACUGUCUAUGCAGUUGAAGGAGAGCAAGAAGACUGCUGAGGAGGAGAUUCUGAAGCGUGUUGAGGCUGAGAAUCUUCUGCAGACUACUCGAGAGGAGCUCGACUUUAAGGAGAAGUUGUACAGACAAGAGCUGCUGGAGACUCGCACCAAACAGAAGGUAGAGAUCAGUGAGAUUGAUGGACGUCUCAACCAGGAGUACGAGGAGAAGCUGUACUCCAUGUUGCAGGAAGUGCGAGCUCAGUUUGAGGAUGAACUCAACCGUACUAAGUCUGAGACCAGCUCGAUGUACGAGGACAAGAUUACCAACUUGGAGCGUCAACUGAGCCGUAACAGCAAUGCAGCAGCCAACGCUAUGGAGGAGAUGCGCAAGAUGACCUCACGUCAGGAGGAGUGGCAACGCAAGUUCUCUGAUUUGGAAGCCACCAACUCGGCCCUCUCUGCACAAGUGAGAGAGUUAGAGAAGCAGUUGGAGAGUGAUCGUAACCGUCACAUGGCAGAGAUAAGUCGUCAGGAGAGAGAGUUGGCUCGGCUACACGAUGACAUGCAGAUACGCAUGCAGGAGUAUCAGGACCUCAUGGACAUCAAGGUACAACUGGACAUGGAGAUUGCAGCCUACAGGAAACUGUUGGAGAGUGAGGAGGAGCGGUUGAACAUAACUCCAGUGAGUGGCACACCCGGUCGUCCGGCUAAUGUGUCCGGUCGUUUGACGCCAGGCCGGCGCGGCACACCUAGUAUGGCGAGGGGAGGAGCCAAGCGCAAACGUACAAUCCUGGAGGACAGUGAAACCUCUAGUCUACAAGACUACACCAUCACCUCCAGCUACAAAACAGAUCUAGAGGUGGUGGAUGUGGACCCUACUGGCAAGUUCAUCAAAUUGCACAACAAGGGAGCCAAGGAGGUGCUGGUGGGCAAGUGGCAGGUGAUCGCUCGUACGUUCGAUGGAGCUCAGAGCAGCUUCAAGUUCCGAGCCAACAGCAAAGUGAAGGCUGGAGAGGAGGUGACUAUCUGGUCAUCAGACUCUGGCCGAGACCACGAGCCUCCCCACCACCACGUCAUGGCCGAGCAGUCCUGGACAGUGUCCGACCAGAUGACCCUUCAGAUCAUCAACGGCAAUGAGGAGGAGGUUGGGUUGUUGGAGAGAAAGAGAACUCAGUUGUCCUCAUCAGUCAGCAGAACACGUCAGGCCGGAGGAGAACUGUACCACCAAGAGGGUGAUGGAGAGGGCUCAGAGCGGUGUGCUAUUAUGUAAACACUGAAAUUCUUCUAAAUCCUACAAACUAGUGUAUAUUAUCGUGAACAUAAAUCAUAAGUUACUUAGACAGAUGAACUCAAAAACACGAAUGAAGAAUUUGUUAUGAGACAAUUUGUAUUUCAUUGACAAUGAAAGUGCUAACUAAUAUAGUGUAUUGGAUAAUAUUUCAAACUGGAUACUUUUUUUGUGCGAUUGAGGACCUAAUUAAUUUUCUACAACCAUGAUUUAUGUUCACUAUAAUUUGUUCGCAACACUUACAUGUUGUUUUUUUUCUGUUUAAUCCCUUAGGAUUUACUUAACGUUAAGAUAAGAGGUUGAUGUAUUGCGUCUCACUUGGAUCCUAAUUUUCAAUUUUCCCUGUUAACUCAACCGGUGUACAUGUUUUCAUAGUUUUCUUUAUUUUUUUAAAAUUAAAUUUUACAUUUCUCUGUCAAAGGGAAUUUAUUUUUGAUUUUGUGUUUUUUGUAUACAUGUAUCGAGUUAAGAUUAAGUUAUACAUUCUUUUAGGGAAUCUUGUUUUUUUAUGAAUCUAUUUUCCGAACUGCAUUACAGAAUUUGGUUUACACAAGCUUUUCUAUGUUGUAGUUUGUUAGGUUGUAGGUUCAUAUAGGUUAUUUAUAUUUCAAUAUUUUAUAUUAAGCUAUAGACAUGUUAUUUAGUCAUUUUGAACUGUUAACCAGACUAUUGUAAGUUUUGAUUGUGUAGGUCAGGUGUCAACAGAGGUUUAGAUUGUUUUUAUUCGGUUUGGAUUCAAUAAGACUGAAGGUGAACUUUUCUAAAGUGCCUUUAUGUAAAAUUUAUUUAUUCACUAUUAAGUAUAGGUUUGUAGAAUAUAACUACCACUGUUGUUAUUUAUGGUUUCAUGUUAAAGUAUUCGUCAUGUUAACAGUUGAAUUGAAGUUUGAGUCACAGUUGUGUGAGAUUGGCGGAGAGAGUUUUUGAUGUGUUUAAUUCCUAAGUCAUUAUACAAGAAACAUUGUUGUGCAAUGUGAAUGGUAUGUUGUAAUUUAUUUUUGCUAUGUAAACCCCCCUUGACACCUUACGGGGACUAAUGUUAGCACCUCUUAGUCCUACUUCUUGCAUAGUUAUGAUCACAUUUUGUCAACUGUUCGUCACUAAUACAUAAUAUUCAUAAAUGCAUUUUUACUUCUAUUUAUAAGUGGAACAAGCAAAAAUAAAUGUUGAAGUACA